Molecule: messenger RNA, 462 nt
Organism: Phycomyces blakesleeanus NRRL 1555(-)
Lineage: Eukaryota; Fungi; Mucoromycota; Mucoromycetes; Mucorales; Phycomycetaceae
Exons: 4
Coding region: 1-462 (153 amino acids)
Source: RefSeq, a predicted model, not a curated record
AUGAGUCAUCUUCCAGGAGUAUUGUUCUUCUGGAAAGAUCUGGAAAGACCAAUUGAUAUGAUACUUCUCCAGUCAGAUCAGUCCAAGAGUUUUGAGGCUUGGGAAUCUGGCAUGGCAAAGACUAUUAAGAACUACUGGAAUGCAACAAUAUUUUGUUUCAUUGAAGACAAAGACAGUGAAGAUAAUAAUGUAAACCAGUCUAUAAUUCAGCAACAUCCGGAAGAAAAGUUUUUAGCAGAGAGUUUACAAGAAGCUCUGGACAAAAUUUCUGGAUUAGAUCUUGUGUGCAUUGAAGAUUGCCUAACCAAUGAGUCUGAUUCACUUUAUGUGAGACAAUGCACUCAUAGAGUUAUCAAUGACAAUGAGAUCACAAACAUUUUUAAGUGUGUAUGCAGACUUUUGAAUAUCUUAAAAGAUGAAAAUGUUGACAGAAACUUUAUCAAUACUGUCAAAGACUAUUGA